This is a messenger RNA of Sorghum bicolor (sorghum), 1192 nucleotides long. Its product is annotated as chlorophyll a-b binding protein of LHCII type 1. NCBI's taxonomy places the organism in Eukaryota, Viridiplantae, Streptophyta, Magnoliopsida, Poales, Poaceae. Gene Ontology annotation, cellular component: chloroplast thylakoid membrane; plastoglobule; chloroplast envelope. The coding region runs from base 126 to 926 and encodes 266 amino acids. Gene Ontology annotation, biological process: response to light stimulus; photosynthesis, light harvesting in photosystem I. The record is from RefSeq and is a predicted model, not a curated record. The transcript has a single exon.
GCAAAAGAUGGCCUGCUAUCCAAUCCCAACUGUAUAAAAGCAGCUGCUGUGUUCUGUUUGACACAGCCAUCACACACACAUACACAACACAAGCAUCAGAUAGAAGAAGCAGUGAUCUGAUCGACAUGGCCGCCGCCGCCACCAUGGCUCUGACCUCCCGCGCGCUCGUCGGCAAGCCGGCGACCACCAGCACCAGGGACGUCUUCGGCGAGGGCCGCAUCACCAUGCGCAAGACUGCUGCCAAGCCCAAGCCAGCGGCGUCCGGCAGCCCCUGGUACGGGGCCGACCGCGUCCUGUACCUGGGUCCGUUCUCCGGCGAGCCCCCAAGCUACCUGACCGGCGAGUUCCCCGGCGACUACGGCUGGGACACCGCCGGGUUGUCCGCGGACCCCGAGACCUUCGCCAAGAACCGCGAGCUGGAGGUGAUCCACUGCCGCUGGGCCAUGCUCGGCGCGCUCGGGUGCGUGUUUCCGGAGCUCCUCGCCCGCAACGGCGUCAAGUUCGGCGAGGCCGUGUGGUUCAAGGCCGGUUCACAGAUCUUCAGCGAGGGCGGGCUGGACUACCUCGGCAACCCGAGCCUGAUCCACGCGCAGAGCAUCCUGGCCAUCUGGGCGUGCCAGGUGGUGCUCAUGGGCGCCGUCGAGGGGUACCGCGUCGCCGGUGGCCCGCUCGGGGAGGUGGUCGACCCGCUGUACCCUGGCGGCAGCUUCGACCCGCUCGGGCUCGCCGACGACCCGGAGGCGUUCGCGGAGCUGAAGGUGAAGGAGAUCAAGAACGGCCGUCUCGCCAUGUUCUCCAUGUUCGGCUUCUUCGUGCAGGCCAUCGUCACCGGCAAGGGUCCCCUCGAGAACCUCGCGGACCACCUGGCCGACCCCGUCAACAACAACGCCUGGGCCUAUGCCACCAACUUCGUCCCCGGCAAGUGACCGGCAGGCCGCAGGAGUCCGCCAUGGAUGUCACCACGAGAGCAUUCCAGCGCAUGGUAGGGUCUACAUUGCCAUGAGGAGGGUCCGUGGCAAGUGAAUUUAACUUUUGUAUAGAACAGUGUGUUAAGCGUUCGAUUAUUUGGGAUUAUACAUACGAAUGAGGUAUUUGGCGGUAUCCUACAUUUGUACAGAUGGAGACAAGAAGGAUGAUCGUGUAUGAACUUUUGGCAAAGGUAGCUUUUUGGCUGAAACUAAGAGAAACUCCU